This is a messenger RNA of Carassius carassius (crucian carp), 1916 nucleotides long. Its product is annotated as E3 ubiquitin-protein ligase TRIM39-like. NCBI's taxonomy places the organism in Eukaryota, Metazoa, Chordata, Actinopteri, Cypriniformes, Cyprinidae. The coding region runs from base 17 to 1666 and encodes 549 amino acids. Gene Ontology annotation, molecular function: protein binding; zinc ion binding. The transcript is spliced from 7 exons. The record is from RefSeq and is a predicted model, not a curated record.
AAAGAAAAGCAGAGCAAUGGCAGAUUUUUUUCAAUCACAACAAAACAGAGAGAGUAUGGAUAUCCCUCCAAAUAUGUCAUCCUCCAUUGGUUCUCUGGCUGAGGAGCUUCAGUGUUCAGUAUGUCUGGAUGUGUUUACUGAUCCAGUCAGCACUCCAUGUGGACACAACUUCUGUAAGAGCUGCUUGAACCAGUGCUGGGAGAACAGUCAACAGUGCAGAUGUCCAUUGUGUAAAGAAACAUUCAGUAAAAGACCUGACCUCAAGAUCAACACAGCUCUUAGGGAGGUUGCACAGCUCUUUCAAAAAAAGUCCAGUUUGAGUAAAUCUGAAGUUCUCUGUGACGUCUGUGAUGAAAGAAAAAAGAAAGCCCUGAAAUCCUGCCUGCUGUGUCAGGCCUCUUACUGUGAAACUCACCUGGAGUUUCAUCACAAAAUCUAUUUAAAGAAACACAAACUGAUGGACCCUGUGGAGAAUAUAAAUGACUAUAUAUGCCAGAAACACGAGAGACCUCUGGAGCUGUUCUGUAGAGAUGAUCAGACACGUGUGUGUGUGUUUUGCACUGACGGAGACCACAAGACUCACAACACUGUUCCUCUAGAGGAGGAGAGUAAAGUGAAGAAGACUCAGCUAAUGAGGACACAGAAAGCCAUGCAGCAGAAGAUCCAGGACAGAAUCGAGAAGAUUCAAGGCAUUAAAUACUUCGCAAAACUCAGAAAAAAAAGCGCAGAGCGAGAGAAAGCAGCCAGUGUUGAGCUCUUCAGUGAUCUGAUACACUCCAUUGAGAGAUGUCAGACUGAGCUGCUGGAGAUGAUGGAGGAGACGAAGAAAGCAGCAGAGAAACAGGAUGAAGAGCUCAUUCAAGAGCUGCAGCAGGAAAUCACUGAGCUAAAGCUGAGAAGCACUGAGCUGGAUCAUCUCUUACACACUGAGGAUCACCUCCAGCUCCUACAGAUUGAUCCAUCCCUGUGCAGUCCUCCACACACCAGGAACCGGCCUGAGAUCAGAAUGAACACUGAUGUGAGUGUGGAGACUCUGAGGAGAGCUCUGACUCAGCUGCAGGAAACUCUAGACCAGAAACUCAGUCUAACUGUAUUGAGGAAGAUGCAGCAGUAUGCAGUGGAUGUGACUCUGGAUCCUGACACAGCUUAUCCAAAACUCAUUCUGUCUAAUGAUGGAAAACAAGUGAGACAUGGAGACAUUAAGCACAAACUCCCAGAUUACCCAGAGCGGUUUGAUAAGUGUGCCUCUGUCCUGGGAAAAGAGGGAUUCUUGUCAGGAAGAUUUUAUUUUGAAGUGCAGGUGAAGGGAAAGAAUAUGUGGGAUUUAGGAGUGGCCAGAGAAUCUAUUAACAGGAAGAGAAAGAUCAGAGUGUGUCCUGAGAAUGGAUUCUGGACUGUGGCUCUGAGGAAUGGUGAUGAAUAUUGGGCUUGUACUGAUUCCUAUGUCCUUCUGUCUCUGAGAGUGAAGCCACAGAAGGUGGGGGUGUUUGUGGAUUAUGAGGAGGGUCUUGUCUCCUUCUAUGAUGUAGAGUCCAGAUCUCAUAUCUACUCUUUCACUGGUCAGUCUUUCACUAAUCGACUAUAUUCAUAUUUUUGCCCCUUUCCUGACGAUACUGGUAAAGAUUCAGCACCAAUGAUCAUCUCACCUUUCAACUACAAUGGAUGAAUUUACAACCCAGAUAGUGAAAUAAACAAUGAAAACAAAGCAGUGUAAUACAUUUUCAUCUGAAAGUCGGAUAUGUUGUAUGCAGCUGCUAUUAGUAAAAUGAUAAAAUGUUAAUAUCAUAAUGUUUUCUAUCUGAUGUUUUAGCUUUGAAAAUCUGUUAUUAUUGUUAUCUGUAAAAUUGAACUUUACAGCUCGAAUUAACGUUAACGGCAGUAAAACACCAUCCUGUAUCCCUUUCACACAUAGGCUA